AUGUCCACCAUCUGCAGGUCAUGCCGGUCUCUGGCGUUCUCCAAGCGGGGUUUCGCUGCAGCAGCUACCCCUCGUCCAGCUCGUAAUCCGAAAACAAUUGCCAACAAACGAACCCCCUUGCCCAGAUUAGGUCGACAAGCUCCCGAGCAGGAAAGCUUAGCGGUGCUUAUCCAAAGGCUAGCUAGGCUGAAAUCAGAGAACAGACGUCCCAGACCCGAAGCAUAUGUCGCUAUACUCAGAGCGGCCGGAGAUUUCUCACUCAGUCGUACAGCACCAGGUGAAGAAUCGGAGAAUCUAGGAUGGCAAGUUGCUCAAGCGGCUUGGGAAGAUGCCAAAGCAGGAAAUGUAGAACUCGGCCCAGAAGGGGUGGAAGCUUUCUUGAGGACCGCAAUUCGUCUGGCAUGCGAAUGGGGAUGUCCUCGUCUGGCUUUACAGAUCGCAGAGAAGAUAGAGAAUGAUUCGGCUGUCGGUGUGAGAUUGGAUCAAAGUGCAUGGGUGGAUAUAUUGAUAGCUAGUGCGGACGCUCAUUAUCUUUCCGGUGCCGAAACCGCUUGGUACAGAGUCAAAUCCAGCUAUACAGCCGAUGAAGGCCUUAUCUUAUCAUUGCUCAAUGCGGCUGGACGAUGGGGAAGACCGGAUUUCGCAUCAACCAUCCUUGAAUCUUUACCUGUUGCCCCUCAGGAACAGCACCUCGCUCCGUUGUUAGAGGCAUUCUGCAAUGCUGGGGAAGUGCCUAAUGCCUUCCAGGUGCUGGUAUCUAUUCGCGACGCUGGUCUUACACCUACGAUGGCUACCGUUCAACCGAUCGUUUCAGUUUUAUCAAAUGCAGAGGUGAUAGACCAAGCAUUUUACGGAUUAGAAGACAUGUACAAAUCAGGACAGCCGAUCGACAUCACAGCAUUGAACGCUCUAAUCGAUGCUUCGGCUCGACUUGGCGAUCUCCAAAGGGCUCGAGCAACCCAAACAGCGGCUACGGAUCUUGGUCUGACACCCAAUGUGGAUACUUUCAACCUAGUACUGUCUUGCUGUAUAAGUGCGCAGCAUCGACCACUCGGUGAUGCGAUACUGAACGAAAUGUCUGCGCAAUCUUUAUCGCCCAACGCUACGACUUACGAAAAUAUGAUCAACCUCUGCCUUACCCGACCAACUUAUGAAGAUGCUUUCUAUUACCUUGAAAAAGCGAAAGCUGAUGGAUUCAAACCUUCAUAUGCGAUUUAUAAUUCUCUCAUCCGCAAAUGUAUCACUACCAAUGAUUCUCGAUGGCGAUUAGUGGUGGAUGAGAUGAAGUCUGUUGGAUACCGUUUGGAUAAUGAGUUGCACGAGUUCAUCAACUCGGGCGGGAAGCCACGACGAGCUGAGGAGAAAGGUAGACGAAGAUCAGACGAGUCGAAGAGGAGUAAUGGUAAAGGAAAGCAGCGGUACGAUAAGAAAGAAGGAGAAUAG
Messenger RNA from Kwoniella botswanensis, 1443 nucleotides. RefSeq lists its product as uncharacterized. The coding region runs from base 1 to 1443 and encodes 480 amino acids. NCBI's taxonomy places the organism in Eukaryota, Fungi, Basidiomycota, Tremellomycetes, Tremellales, Cryptococcaceae. Gene Ontology annotation, molecular function: protein binding. The transcript is spliced from 3 exons. The record is from RefSeq and is a predicted model, not a curated record.